CGGUAUUCAAAUUCCAACGACGCAAACGAUAAAUAGAAACAUAUUUGUGUGUGUGUGAAAUUAUUAUUUCCUAUUCUGGACGAAAAAAAAUGCACUUCCUUUAAAGGUGCAUUCGUACUUCCGUUCAGCUCAAACCCCUUUAAGAAAAACCACAACAACUCAACAGCUGAUGUAAAGAUGGCGGCUGUGUGCUCAGGAAUAGCUGCUAGUCUUGGCUCGAAAGAUCCCGGGAAUGAAAUUCAUGCUAUUUUACGGCGGUGUAGGGGUCGUCCCAGGCUGUCGGACACAGACCGAGCUCGAAGACGAUUCGAAUCCCGGAAAAAGUACGAUGUUCGACGUGUUUACCUCGGAGAAUCACACAAGGUCUGGAGCGACCUGAGACAGAGAACUUGCAUGAGCGACGCCGGACUCGCCGAGUAUUUAAUCCUGUUGAACUCAGCUUACGGAGAAAGAUACCAACAAAAACACUGCGUGAAAAGCUCUCCAGAACUUUGCAGAAAUCAGAAAAAAGGCAAGAAGCUGGUCGCCACAAGCUUACACAGCUUGGUGAGCUGGUAUCAGCAGCACUGCCUGAUAUGUUCUCAUGAGCCUGAGUUGAGGUCUGUUGAGCCAAUGCUGGGUCAAUCCACUACGGUGCUUUGGAAGUGUGAUGCUGAGCAUUCAUUCAUACAGCACAUUUCAUGGCCUGUGGGCGGCAGUAGUGAGACGGACGAGGACAACAACAAUGCUGAGUCAGGGCCAGAGAACAAGACAGCUGUCCAGACUAAAGCAACAGCUGUGAGCAAUCAAAGGACAUUAGCAGAUCCAGAAGAUGAGCUGGAGAGUGCCACAGCAGAGGUUUCCAAAGUGGCUCAACAGAUGUCCUCCACUGUUUUCAGUCAGUUGCCAGAAUCCCACAGUGAAGCCGGCGCAUCCUCACCCCCCCUGGGGGACCAGGUCAUGUGGGAAACGGAAGCAGAACGAGAACAUGAGUUGGCCAUGGCUGACUGUGAAAAUGAAGAAAGAGAUGACUUUCCUUUGGUGGAGGAGAGCAAUUCAAAGCCUGAAGUUUUAGGAUGUCAUGAAACUGGGACAGAUGGUUAUGAAUGUGUGGUGGUCACAGCGGCUUUAAUGGAAAGCCUGCAUGAACCGGACGGAGCCAGUCAUUUGAUUGGGGGCAUAGAAGCGAAUGGAGCACAAUCAGUCUCGGGUAGUAUAACCAACACGCCCACAGCAGCCACGCCGGUACAAGCAGAGCUCUAUGAAACGCAGGCACUGCAGAACAUGGUGGGCAGCUGUAAGCUAACAGACCAACAUGCUGCACUGCAGGGCUCACAGCUGAUAAUAAUCACAGGAUCCAGUUAUGAAGCGAUGACAUCCGAAGGCAUUCAGCUCAACGUGGGUGGCGGAGAUGUGGAGGGGGUCACAUGCACAGUGAUCGAGGGGAUGUCUUACAAUCAGUUGUGCCAGUCAGAAGCAAUAGUCCAGAAUAAUGUCUCGCAUACAGAUACUAUGACAGACCUGAGUGAGAAGCAGCUGUUGGAGCCUAGUGGAGAAUCCCACAGUCAGAAAGAUAUUCAGUGCUCUUUUAGCAGGUCUAAGAGGAGUCGUCAAGGUCCAGUUAUUGAAGCAGAUGGCAUGCUGAAAAUGUUCCAUUGUCCAUAUGAGGGCUGCAGCCAGGUGUACGUGGCCCUCAGCAGCUACCAGAACCAUGUAAACCUGGUACACCGGAAAGGCAGGACAAAAGUGUGUCAACAUCCUGGUUGCGGGAAGAAAUUUUACCUGUCUAACCAUCUUCAUCGCCAUAUGAUUAUUCACUCGGGUGUGCGAGAUUUCAUCUGCGAGACCUGUGGCAAAUCUUUUAAACGCAAGAACCAUUUAGAGGUGCACAGGCGCACUCACACAGGAGAAACGCCUUUACAAUGUGAGAUCUGUGGUUAUCAGUGUCGGCAGCGGGCUUCACUCAACUGGCACAUGAAGAAACACUCCUCUGAGGCACACUUCAACUACACAUGCGAGCACUGCGGCAAGCGCUUUGAGAAACUCGACAGUGUCAAGUUCCAUAAGCUCAAAAGCCACCCUGACAGACAAAACACUUGAAAGGAUAUGUAGUAAGGAGGCAAAAUGGAUAUUUAAUAAAAUGUAUGUAUAGGGGUUUCUGUUAACACCAGUUUUAUCGAGGCUCAUGACUAGUGUGUUGAAUGCAUGGCCUGUAGACCGGGCUCUGAGUAAGUGUACAAGCAGGAGAAGAUAAAGGACCCUUGAAGUAAAGACCUAAAUAAAAUGAGGUCCAUCUCAGUAGAAGUUAAAGCUAUGUGUGUGCUAGUUUGAGGCAUAAUUAUUUUGUGUACGCUGUGCAGGUCACAGCUUUCAGUCACCAGGUUAUGGUGUUAAAUGGUUCUUAAAUGUCUUUGUGAAGUAUUGUUUACAAAAUGUUUGUAUGUUCAUAUUCUACUCCAAAUCCUCCUUUUAAACCUUAUCAAAUGUGCUUCAUUCAUUCUAAGUGUGUUGAGAAAUCUCUCUCAGCAACAUCUAUUAGGUGAGUUUAGGUGCACUGGGGGUAGAGUGUAGAAAUGACCACUAUAGAAUUUAUGAUGAAUUCUUUUAUGAAAUUUUACAGCUGCAAAUGUUUAUUUAUGAACAUAUGACUAUUGGGUCAUAAAAUUCAAGGGCUAGUUGAUAGCUAAGAAAGGAUAUACUGCAGCAUGCCCAGUGUUCUGUUUCAGUAGCCAGGAGGAAGUGUUUACUGAAGACGAGUGAAUGUUCCAAAAUGUUUAUGCUACUUAUUGCAACACCAGCUUACCUGGAACAAAAGGUAGACAAACAGAAAUUAUUAGCUUUUCACCUGUGUGGCCAGGUUGAUUACACAAGCACCACCUCCGAUCUGUUUUCAUUUUAUUGCAUACAGAAUCAUUUCAGCUGUUUUAACAGAAUAUUUAAAAGAAUACUGUAAAUGUGGUGGUUCUAUAACGCUUGGUAGCAUAACGUUUGUUCGUAACCUGGCUACCUCUACCUGGAAGUAAAGCCUGCCUUUUGAAUGGUCUUUUAAGCUAGAUAAUGACUUCAAUCUAUGUUCGAAUUCAAAAUCCACCAGAUCACAUUGAUGUGCAGUGUUGACCUCAGUCUAUGAGAACGGUAAUAAUCUUGUUCACAAUUACAGUAGCGGCUCAGAGCUGUGGUUUCCAAGAACGGUUUUAUAAAAUUUGUGGGGGUGCCAAAUGUGCACUUAUUAUUACCUUUCAGUAUCUCUGUAUGUUUAAGCUCACAGUGGCACAAAUGACAUUUAUAUUUCAUAGAGUUAAUGCUGGUGUUAUUAUUAAUUGUGUUAAUAUGAAACCGAUUGCAUGUUAUUCUGUUGAGGAUUGAUUCAUAUUUUGUGAAUAAGACAUUAUUGUGAAUGAGACACAUGCUCACUGAGUGAAUUGUGGAAAAAUAUGGCAGACUUUUACAGCAAUACCAACUAACGGUGAAUCAAAAAAUUUGAGUCAAUCAUUUAUCAUAAGUGGGUGUUUUUUUUUAUGGAUUGCUUUAUUUAUGUGUUUUUAUAGAAUAGGUUUUUAUAGACUGUUAUUGAAUAUAUUCAGUACAUGCUAGCAUUUUUUUAUUACUCUUAAGCUUCUGGAGGAAUUCCGCUCCCCCCCCCCCCCCCCUUUUCUCCCUCCUAGAUACACGGAGAAGAACAAUGUGUGUGUUCAAGGUAUUGAAUGCCUCAAGCUUUUGUCAGUGAUUCAUUAGGUGUAAAUACUGUAAUUGGUGCCCCCUUAUAAUGGUGAUGCAUUUACAUAUAAUGUUUACAGCCCAUUGGAAAUGUUUUCCAGCAGGAAGCGCUUUAAAAUUCUCGCUUACCUGCUUAAUGUCCUGAAACAGAACUGCAGUGUUGAUCUUACAAGGAAGUUACUGUAUCACAGUGCUUCAAUUCUCAGGGGAAACCGAUACCAACUAUUGUAUUUCCUGUUUCUUUAUCUGAAACCUUCAGCUUUUAUAAUCCAGCUCAUUUGUGUCUGCUACAUCUAAGCACUUUGAAUUUACAAUCGUUGUGUUUAAAGGCCAAAUGUGGAACAGUUCAAUGCUGUAAUUCUGGCAUUUCUCUUCUGUAAGUUUCAUUACGAUAGCAAUGAAAAUUAAUCAUAUUAUAACUGUUUAUUCUGCCAAAAAAUCUCCUAUUCUGUUAUAUGAUGUUUUGCUUGUACUUUCUCUGAAAAAUGUUGACAAAAGGCCCUUUUUGAACGACUGGACUAAGCUAUGGCUUAACCGCGUUCAUCGUGACCUUCUGUUCUUAUGUGAACAUAAAUUCAUAAUGUGAGCCUAAUAUGGCAUCUACCCAGACAAGUACACAAAUUAUUACACCAAAGAAUUUGCAUGAAUUCAAACUUAUAUGGCGCAGGUGUACUGAUUUAAAAAGUAUUAUUCUUAAUUUCAUAACAUUGCUCAGAGAUUUGAACUUCUUUAGAGUAUUUCUAUUUUGAAGAAUAGAAAAAAAAUGGCCAUUGUAUCUACUAUGAUGUUAUACAUUUUUUCUUUCUUUUCUUGUGUUCUAUUUACUUUUAUAUACUAAAGUUGAAGUCAAUGAUCAUGAUUGCAGUCAGCCACACCUCGAAGUUAAAUGAACCUGUAGAAAAUAAUGGACAUAAAUCGUCAAUGUUCUCGUAAUCUAUUUUAAGCUUUCUUUGUUGGUCAGCUUUUCUAGAAUCUCUUUGUGGGAUUUAUCAAAGUAAAACCAGAGUUUCCAGUUUUGGGAUUGUCUGCCAGCUUAAACACUGUACAGAAAACAGUUAAUAAUUUUUAAAGGUGCAGGAUCAUAAUGCCUUUUGUAUUUAAUGAUAAAUACAAAAUGAUAUAAAUAACACUACAAAUAUGUAAUACACCUCGCUAUUAUCCUGGAUGUCUCAAGCAAAUAAGCAAUAAAAGCUUAACCUAGUAUUGAAUAUUAAA
This is a messenger RNA of Tachysurus fulvidraco (yellow catfish), 4911 nucleotides long. RefSeq names its product zinc finger protein 653 (gene znf653). The transcript is spliced from 10 exons. Gene Ontology annotation, biological process: regulation of transcription by RNA polymerase II. Gene Ontology annotation, cellular component: nucleus. Gene Ontology annotation, molecular function: transcription coregulator activity. NCBI's taxonomy places the organism in Eukaryota, Metazoa, Chordata, Actinopteri, Siluriformes, Bagridae. The coding region runs from base 178 to 2079 and encodes 633 amino acids. The record is from RefSeq and is a predicted model, not a curated record.